Asparagus officinalis (garden asparagus) is the source of this 1870-nucleotide messenger RNA. Its product is annotated as isoflavone 3'-hydroxylase-like. Gene Ontology annotation, molecular function: heme binding; iron ion binding; oxidoreductase activity, acting on paired donors, with incorporation or reduction of molecular oxygen. Lineage: Eukaryota; Viridiplantae; Streptophyta; Magnoliopsida; Asparagales; Asparagaceae. The transcript has 3 exons. The record is from RefSeq and is a predicted model, not a curated record. Bases 197 to 1726 code for a protein of 509 amino acids.
AUGACUUAAACCUUCUGUAUUGCUAGGAAAAUUCAACAUCCAAUUCCAAAAACUCUCUCCAAGAAGUUGCAAAAACUUAAUCCUAAUGCCUAUCAAACAUACCACAAUCCAAGACAAAAGACAAAGAAAACUCGUCCCUAGUUUCCAAUUCCAAACCCCAUAAAAGAUACCACAAUUACUCACUGAAGCGAGCAUCAUGGAAACCUUCCAACCUGCGGCUCCUCUCUUUCUCUUCACUACCAUCCUCCUCAUAAUCCUAACCUGCUUUCUAGGAACCCGAACACGAACCCGGCCCAAAAACCUGCCUCCCACUCCUCUCUCCUUUCCUAUCCUAGGCCAUCUCCAUCUCAUAAAGAAACCAAUCCACCACUCGCUCUCUCGUCUCUCUUCGCGCUACGGCCCUAUCCUCUCCCUUCGUUUCGGGUCCCGCCCAGUUCUCCUCAUCUCCUCUUCUUCCCUCGCCGAGGAGUGUUUUUCCAAGAAUGACAUCAUCUUUGCCAACCGGCCUCGCCUUCUCGCAGGAAAACACUUGGGCUAUAACUAUACUACUCUCACUUGGGCAUCCUACGGGCAACACUGGCGAAACUUGAGGAGGAUUUCCGCCGUCGAGAUAUUUUCUUCAGCUCGGCUGAACUCAUUUACAGAGUUGCGAAGAGAAGAAGUGAAGGCCAUGGUUGAGGGAUUGGUUAGAGACUGUGAAGAAGGCCAGGGGUAUACGAUGGUGGAGAUGAAGCCAAGGUUGUUUGAAUUGGUGUUGAACGUGAUGAUGGCGAUGGUUACAGGAAAGAGGUGCUGCGAGGUAGAAAAGGCUAAGAUGCUAAGAGAGAUGGUGGAGGAGACAUUUGAAGUGAGCGGGGCAGCAAAUCUUGCAGACUUCUUUCCGGCGCUUCGGAUGGGGGAGAAGAAGCUGCUGAGGUUGCACAAGAAGAGAGAUGCAUUUGCGCAAGCUCUGCUUGAUGAGCAUAGGAAGAAUAAUGAUGUUGAUAAUGAUCGUAAGGGACAAGAAGGUGGAGGAGGGAGAGAGGGGAAGAAAACUAGUGUUAUCGACGCGAUGCUGUCACUGCAAAGAAAUGAGCCUGAAAAUUAUGCUGAAGACAUUAUCAAGGGGACAAUUUCGACUUUGCUGGCAGCGGGCACCGACACUUCAAUGGUGACAAUAGAAUGGGCAAUGUCUCUCCUGCUCAACCACCCCCACAUCAUCUCCAAACUCCGAGCUGAGCUCGACUUCAUUGUUGGCAACCACCGCAUUGUAUCCGAAUCCGACCUCCCCAGCCUCCCGUAUCUCCGCUGCAUUAUCGACGAGACGCUCCGCCUACACCCUCCAGCUCCCAUCAUCCCCUCCCACGAGUCUUCUGACGACUGCAACGUCGGAGGAUUCCACGUGCCGGGAGGCACUAUGUUGCUCGUCAAUGCGUGGGCGAUACAUCGAGAUAAACAGAGGUGGAAGGAUCCAAACAGUUUCAAGCCGGAUAGAUUUAUGGGAGGUGCGGGGAGAGAGGGGUGGAUGCCGUUUGGGAUGGGGAGGAGAGGGUGUCCUGGUGAAGGGAUGGCCAUGAGGGUCGUAGGAUUGGCUGUUGGAGCCUUAGUUCAGUGUUUUGAGUGGGAUACAGGGAGUAAGGAGGUUGAUUUGGGUGAAGGUGUUGGGCUCGUUGUGCACAAGUCUCAGCCACUGGAAGCUUUGUGCAGGCCUCGUGGAUUCUUGAGGAAAGCAUUAGAGUAUGCCUGAUCUCUGAGCAAUCAGUAGAUUGCAUGUUUGAGUCUUAGCAUUUUCCUGCUUAACUUCGCCCAUGUACUGCUUAGUGCUUGGUUUGGUUCUCUUGUUGGAUGAAUUUCAGUAGAACAAUUUUCAAUGGUUUUAUUUCCUGUUCUU